AUGCCGUACACCUCGCCCUUCACUCCUGCGUCCAAGGCAGACCCUUCUCCUGCCACUACAAGCCUCGAAGCUCGCCUCAAGAACUACGAAAGUGCUCUCAAGUCCUCUGAGGCCGAGCUUAAGAAGAUCGCGCCCCUCCUCGAGCGCAAAAUCGACAAGCUCACUGUCAUCAACACUGCAUACAACCAGACCGGGAGACAGGAUAUAUGGUUGCCAGCUCAUACUACUCUUUCAAAGGAGGCUGAGGGGUUGGAACAGCGGAGAGAUGAAGUGGAGAGAGAUAGGGUGAAAUACGCGGCUGCUGUCAGAGCGGUACGAUAUAAUUUAGCGACGGCGAAGGAAAAGGAGGAAGCUAAUUAUAAGGAGGGGGAAGCGAAGAAAAGCGAGGAUAAUGAGACCAACAAGGCUGGAGAGGGCGCUAAGAAAGAUACAAACCCGAAUGAAGAUUUGGAUGAGGUAAUGCAAGAUGUGUGA
This is a messenger RNA of Morchella sextelata, 474 nucleotides long. RefSeq lists its product as uncharacterized. The coding region runs from base 1 to 474 and encodes 157 amino acids. NCBI's taxonomy places the organism in Eukaryota, Fungi, Ascomycota, Pezizomycetes, Pezizales, Morchellaceae. The transcript has a single exon. The record is from RefSeq and is a predicted model, not a curated record.